GAUGGUGGUGUCAGCCACUGGAUCUCAAGUGUAUCUAGGUCUAUCCCGGCCAAAUUAAAGCUCACUAUCUCGUCACCUUCCAUGCAAUCGAUGAUACCGAAGCGCGAAAUUGGCGCUCUUCAAUUCCUUCAAAAAAAUUCCGAAUUUGACGGACGAGGUGUUGUCAUCGCCGUUUGGGACACAGGUGUGGAUCCCACUGCGCGAGGGCUUCAGGUCACUUCUCAAGGGAAGCCGAAGAUUAUUGAUCUCAUUGAUGCCAGUGGUUCUGGAGAUGUAAAUAUAAUCACCGACUCAUCAAGGACCAUCACCACGUUGACCGGCCGUAUUGUCUCCGUAAGUGUUUUUUUGCAGAUUCCACUUCAUUGGAAACCAGUGGAUGGAUUAAUUCGCGUUGGUGUGAAAUCAGCUGCGGAAAUUUUUCCGGCUGCUCUAUUAGACCAACUUCGGGCGGAGGCAAUGGAUCGUUACUGGCGUCCAACGAUACAAAGGCUCUGUGAUUAUCUCAAGGAGGCUGCUGCCUUCUCAAUUGGACCAUUGCAUUCUGAUAUAAUCUCUAGCUUAUGCCUUGCAGACGGUACUGCAAGUGAAGUAGUUACGGAUGUACGGGAAAUGGAAAUACUUGGAAGCGUUUUAAAUCGGUCCUCUUACUACAUUGUUGUAGCUCUCCUCUACUUUACCGUCAAGAUUCUCAAUGCGGGUGACCUUCUUCAAAUAGUAACAAAUUGCGGUUCCCAUGGCACCCACGUGGCAGCAAUCGCAGCAAACUGCAAAGACGACAAAGGCCUCAAAAUAGUCAGCAUUAAGAUUGCUGAUACUCACUUGUUGGGCAUGGAGACCAAUACGUCCCUCCUUUGUGCUUUGAAUUGGACCACCAAACUAAAGUGUGACAUCGUCAAUUACAGUUUUGGGGAGAAAGCCUUUCUGCCGAAUUUUGGGCGUAUCUACACCCAUCUGACACAGUUCGUGUUGCACACCAACGUGGCUUUUGUCACCUCUGGGGGUAACGGCGGACCAGCUUUGGGCACCGUGGGCUCACCUGGUGGUGCUGUUGAUGGCGUCAUAGGGAAUUGUCAAUCUAAAGGCAGAUUUGUUAUCAAUACUCAGACGAGUUUGGAGGCUUGCAUCCCAGAUGCUUUAAGUGAAGGUUGA
Hydatigera taeniaeformis is the source of this 1149-nucleotide messenger RNA. The record is from the annotation of a GenBank genome assembly. NCBI's taxonomy places the organism in Eukaryota, Metazoa, Platyhelminthes, Cestoda, Cyclophyllidea, Taeniidae.